This is a messenger RNA of Python bivittatus (Burmese python), 3581 nucleotides long. It is a transcript of the gene ATXN3, whose product is annotated as ataxin 3. Gene Ontology annotation, molecular function: cysteine-type deubiquitinase activity. Gene Ontology annotation, cellular component: nucleus. Lineage: Eukaryota; Metazoa; Chordata; Lepidosauria; Squamata; Pythonidae. Gene Ontology annotation, biological process: protein deubiquitination. The record is from RefSeq and is a predicted model, not a curated record.
GCCGAUGGUGGCGGUGGGAGACAGAUAAACAUGGAGGCCAUCUUUCACGAGAGGCAAGAAGGUUCUCUGUGUGCCCAACACUGUUUGAAUAACUUACUGCAAGGAGAAUAUUUCAGUCCUGUAGAACUCUCUUCUAUUGCACAGCAGUUAGAUGAAGAAGAGAGAAUAAGAAUGGCAGAGGGAGGAGUUUCGAGUGAAGAAUAUAGAACAUUUUUACAGCAGCCUUCAGGAAACAUGGAUGAUAGUGGUUUCUUCUCAAUUCAAGUUAUAAGCAAUGCCUUGAAAGUUUGGGGUUUAGAACUAAUCCUCUUCAACAGCCCAGAGUAUCAGAGGCUCGGGAUCGAUCCUAUAAAUGAAAGAUCUUUUAUUUGUAACUAUAAAGAACACUGGUUUACGGUUCGAAAAUUAGGGAAACAGUGGUUCAACUUGAACUCUCUCUUGACCGGUCCAGAACUAAUAUCUGAUACUUACCUUGCACUUUUCCUGGCCCAGCUACAACAGGAAGGUUAUUCAAUAUUUGUUGUAAAAGGCGACUUACCAGAUUGUGAAGCUGAUCAAUUACUGCAAAUGAUUCGGGUGCAGCAAAUCCAGAGGCCAAAAUUAAUUGGGGAAGAGACACUACAAUCAAGAGAUCAGAGGGUGCAAAAAACAGACUUGGAACAAGCACUAGAUGUUAACCAACACGUUGAUAGUACAGUCAUGUUAGAUGAAGAUGAAGAAAAUUUCCAAAAAGCACUUGCACUAAGUAGACAGGAAAUUGAUAUGGAAGAUGAAGAAGCAGAUCUCCGGAGGGCUAUUCAGCUUAGUAUGCAAGGAGAACAUCGAAGUGGCUUCUCAGAUUAUUGCCCACAGAACAUUCCACAUUCAUCUGCAACAGGCCAAACUGAAUCUCUCCCAUCAGAAGAAUUGCGGCGGCGAAGACAGGCCUAUUUUGAAAAACAGCAGCAGCUACAACAGCAAGUUCAGAUUCCACAAUUCCAUGAUGAACGAGCUACAAGUUCAAACACACUAGUUAAUGACACAGGAGUUGAUAUGAGUGAAAAUGAUAUGCUUCAAGCCGCUAUGAAUAUGUCCUUGGAAACCGUUAGAAACAGCUUGAAUACAGAAGAAAAGAAAUGACAAAUACUUGUAUUUAUUCUAAUCUGAACACUACAUUCUGUAUUAAUUCUGUGUGGGUGGCAUAAAGGUAGGGUUCAUUUCAUUGAUGUACCAAAGCAAGAUACAAUCUUGAAAUUUCAGGCUAAGGAUCAGAAUUAAAAGACAAUUUGCUUAUUAUAAAUAAAAUCUCAUUAGUUUAUAGUUAUACUGUUGACCUUAUGGGUAGUUCUAAUUCAAUCAGAAGAACUGUACAUGAGAAAAGGGGUAUGAAUAUACCAUAAAAUCUCAUCCAAUAUUUUCCUGAUCCAUAGAUAGAUCUUUGUAUGGGGAACAGCCCUCUCAGUUCUUGUAGAUUUUGUUCUUAACAGCAAGACCAGACACUCACAUGAUUAUGCAACAAGGCCUUGGAACUUUGCUAAAUAAGAUUAUGUGACAUCUAAAACUUUGUAGUUUCACAUAUAUGCUCAAAGGCAUUCUAAGUACCAUGUUUAGAGUGCACUUCCAAGGUUCCAGAAUAACAGGCUGAAUACAAUACAAAUCACCUUUCACUUUUGAGAGAUAUUUGAAUUACAUUAUAAAUCAGCAGUACUAAUAUUUGUUAUCCUUUCAAAUAAGAACCACUUAUAAUCCAUCUGAUUUAAUGUUUUAUUAAUAUUUACAAAAAGGUCUCUUUAAUUCCAGAAUAUAAUCAGUUAACAACAUUUUGACUAAGAAUAGCAAGAGAUUUGCAGACCAUCAAGCCUAUUUUGGAAGACUUUAAACCAUAUAGAUAAUGAUAGAGUGUUAUAAACAUCAUCAUGAAAUGGAACAUCCUGCUUUUCUUCUCCUGCUCCUCCAGAUCUGCUUCAAAGCAUUCCAAUCUUCCAAAGCUGAUUUGAUGGGCACACAGGAGGAACCCACUCCAAUAGCAGACUCAAGACUUAUUCCUUUUUUUGCUCUAGAGAAGAAAAAUGCCUUUAGUAUUCUUUACUAAAUGUUGGGCAAUCCUGGCUAUGAUGCACUGAUCUAGCAUAUAUAUUCAGCCAACACCUAGAAUCUGAUUAACUGAGGUCAAAAUGAUGGAUAUAGUUGAUAAAUGUUACUGUAAUUCUUAUUUCAGCUCGAUAUUAAUAUUUUAUUUUAUCCUCUCCUGUUGGAUAUUUUUAUAACUAUUAAUACUAGCAAGCUGAACAUAAGUUGUGUUGUACUGAGUCAACCUAUUGGUCCAUUUAGGUUAGAACUAUCUACUCUGAUUGGCAGUGAUUCUCCAGUGUCUCAAGCAAGAAUCUGGUCCCUGAAUUGCUUUUAAUGGGACAUACUUGGAAUUAAACCUGGGACUUCUGCAUGCAAAGCAUGUGCUCUGCCACUGAGCUAUAUUCUUUCCAAAAUUCCAGAUUAAUUUUGGAAUGAGGAAAUUAAGGAAAGAUUUUGAUGCCAUGACUUCAGUGCCACAUUAUUAACGUGCACAACUACCAUCUGAAGUGAACCCCACACGGUUACUUAUGUGUUAAAAAUGGAUAUACAUAAAUGAAUGUGUAUGAGUAUGUAUUUUAUCAGAUGUUAAUGAAUGUCUUCUUGUAACAGAUUUGCAGCUUAUCAUGAAUGGUCUUCAUUCAUGCACCUUACUGUUUAUUCUGUUUCUGUUACCAAGGGAAACUGGGAAGCAAAUUCUGUAAGCUAGUUUUAUUCUAAUAGUGGAAUAUACAUUUGAUAUAAAAAUUAUUAUUGCAGGAUGACUGAAUUUGGCAUUCUGUAUUAGAAAAUAGUUUUCUUUUUUGUAAAUGGUGCUUUAAGCAUAUAUUCUGUUUACAUAUACAUAUUAAGACUAUAGUUUUGGAUACAGGCUAUAUACUCAUUAAACCUAUGGGCACUUGCCAGAAACACAAAAAAAAUCUUGUGAAAUUUAUUAGAUUUUGCUAAUUAUUUUAAAAUUAUUAUACUGCACCAUGUUGAUGUGUCAUCCCCUGCUACUGAAUGAUAAGUAACUGUAUGCGGAUAUAUGGUACUAUAAAAGAAUAAUACAAUAUUAAAAUUGAUUUUGAUAAUAUUUGUUUACAAAAAAAUUCUUUAAGUGGAUAGUUGAAUAUGGGAACCAAAUGCCACCUUAUUUUCAUGCUUCAUAUGUUGUUGAUUUCUGUGAAACUGUUGCAGAAGUAGAGGCACUGGGGUUUGGGCCAGGGAUAAAUACUAUAAAAGUGUAUCUAGCUUUGCCAGUCAAUAAACUGAAGGGUAGCUAUGUUUGGAUCUAUCUAAUUUAUUUAUUAAGAGAAAAUUAGCUUACCAUAUUUAAUGCAUGUUGUUUGGGGGGGGGGAAACAGCAUUAGUUACAUAAAGCUGUGUGCAUUCACUUUAAUUUAAUUAUGUUUAAACUAUUACUUGAAAACAAAUAUAUGAAAAGAUGUAUAGAAGCCAUGAAAUGAAAUCAUACUAGUCUGUAAAAAUCAUAGUUUUAUUUUUUUAUUACUUUUCCAAUAAAUUGUGUCCUUCUGGACAAGCUGAAUCUA